This is a messenger RNA of Parathielavia appendiculata, 2427 nucleotides long. RefSeq names its product VID27-domain-containing protein. Bases 1 to 2427 code for a protein of 808 amino acids. The record is from RefSeq and is a predicted model, not a curated record. Lineage: Eukaryota; Fungi; Ascomycota; Sordariomycetes; Sordariales; Chaetomiaceae. The transcript is spliced from 2 exons. Gene Ontology annotation, cellular component: cytoplasm; nucleus.
AUGUUUGUGCUCAGAAAUGUUGGCAAGCUUCUUUUUGGCUCCAACAACCAGGAGUCGAUAAUAGAGCUGCCCCAAGGCCAGCUGUACCUAGUCCGACCGCUUUCGCCGAAAGGUUACUCCGAGCUCAUCUUCAAAGACGCAUCCACGCGCAUUCGGCGCACUGCGCAGGACUUCCAGUACCAGCUUGUCGUCCAGCGAGUCUACGAGGAGGGCGAAGCCGAGCUACUUGCUGAAGAGGAGGGUGAAGACGCCGAGGCUGACGCCGAUAUUCUGGCUGGGGAGCGCGACGAGAAGACCUUUCUGCUGGACGAAGCGCUCCACUUCCGAGUUAAGAACCGCGAAGGAAGCGAAACGGUUCUGGCUUGGCGCGACUUGAGCGGCGACGCUGGUGACGUCUACGAGUUUGUCUGCGACGUCGCCGUCUCUUCUUCAGAGGUUGAGAAAUUCGAGCGCGUCGCGCGGCAGUGCCAGUACGAGCGCAAGUACCGAAAACCGCACACGACAGCAACGGAAGAGGAUCUUCAACAAUUCGAGUUCGACGAGCAACCUAUCCCGCAGGCCAGUCCGCUGCACAGCCCGACGAUCGUGAAGUCACGGGAUUCCAUCGACUCCAUGGUUCUCAGCAGGCCUUCCGCCAAUACGGCCGUUAAACGGGAGACGGAAGUCACACCGACGAAGAAGGGCAAGGAUCGGGACAUGAAGCCUCCGGCAGUGUCAGGCCAUCCUGAGGCGCGCGAGAUCUUGGCGGCAGAGGUGGCCGAGCUCCACUUCUUCGAUUUUCCCUCAGGAGCCUUCGUUCUCCAAGAUUCGUCCGUGACUGCGACCGUGUCCGAAACGGGCGACUGGCAAUACUGGCUUCAAGUUAAGAGCUCGGACCGAGACUGGCUGGGCAUUCCCGUCGUUGCCGACAUCAACCCGGUAUUCAACUUUGAGUUCUUGUCGUUCAUCUUCAACCAAUUCCGCGAAGACGGCUCCGCUUACUCAUGGCUUCUCCGGUUCAAGGACCAGGCCACCCUCGAGCGGUUCCAGGAGGGCCUGCUCCAAGCCCUCUGGGAGCAGUUGAACGAGAUGAAGUGGUCCAAGAUCAAGGACAAGGAGCGCGAUUAUGUUGCGGAUGCUUUCAACGACCUGACAAUGGAGGAUUCCGAGCAACCGGAGGAAGAGGAGGAGCAAGUUGAGGAGGAGGAAGCGGAGGAUGAUCGAGCUCGGAGCGAGCACUACGACAGCGACGAGGAAGCGGAUGACGUCGAGUCCAAGCCCAAAGACGGCGAAGUCAACAAGCAGCUUGCGGUUGGCUACAAGCACGACCGGUCGUUUGUGGUCCGCGGUUCCAAGAUCGGCGUGUUUAAACACACCCCCAACAACCACCUCGAGUUUAGCACCAACAUUUCCAAGGUUGAGACUCCAAAGGGCGAGCUGUUCUCUCCCAAGAAGGUCAUGCUCCACAACGAAGACCGGAAUCUCAUCUUGCAAAAGGACUCGGAUCCGAACAAGCUGUACCGCAUGGAUCUCGAGUACGGCAAGGUUGUCGACGAAUGGACGGUACACGAAGACAUCCCGGUCGUCACCUUUGCGCCGGAGAACAAGUUCGCUCAGAUGACGCACGAGCCAACGUUCCUCGGCAUCAGCCGGAAUGCCCUCUACCGCGUGGAUCCUCGUCUGUCUGGCAGCAAGCUUGUUGAUGCCCAGCUCAAGCAAUACGUGAGCAAGAACGACUUCUCGGCAGUUGCGACCACCGAGAAGGGAUACAUCGCGGUGGCUUCCAACAAGGGUGAUGUUCGGCUCUUUGACCGCCUAGGUGUGAACGCCAAGACACACAUUCCCGCUCUCGGCGAGCCGAUCAUCGGGCUUGACGUCUCUGCCGACGGCCGCUGGGUACUUGCCACGUGCCGGACAUACCUCCUCCUCAUUGACGCGCUGCAGAAGUCAGGCAAGAACGAGGGCAAGCUGGGCUUCGAGAGGUCCUUUGCCGCCGACGCGAAGCCGCAACCGCGCCGCCUCGCCCUCGCACCUGAACACGUCGCCCAGUUCGCCUACGAGACUGGCAAGGGUGUCAGCUUCACACCCGCCAAGUUCAACACGGGUGAGGGGGCCUCGGAGACCAGCAUCAUCACAGCCACGGGCCCGUACAUCAUCGAGUGGAGCCUUAAGAAGGUUCUGAACGGGCGGAAGGCGCCAUACCUGAUCAAGCGGUACACGGAUGAUGUUAAGGCGGAUGAUUUCAAGUUUGGCACCGACAAGAAUGUCAUUGUGGCGCUGCCUCAUGAGGUCAACAUGAUCAACCAUACGCGUCUGAAGCGGCCGACGCGGGAGAGCAUUGCUGGUGAUUUUGGCAUUGCCGGGCGCAGGGGCUCGGGGCGGAUUGGUACACCAGGAAGUGGGAGGUACAAGCUGGGCAAGGAUGAUGUUGUCAAGGAGGCGUUUUGA